CAGGCCCGGGAGCGCGGUCACAUGAUUGGGUCAAGAUGGCGUCGCCCAGCUGCUUGUGGUUCUUGGCCGUCGCUCUCUUGCCCGGGUCCUUCGCUGCACGGGCGCUCGGGCAUCUCGACCGGGCCGCGCCGCUGCCGCUGGUGAUCUGGCAUGGGAUGGGAGACAGCUGUUGUAAUCCCUUAAGCAUGGGUGCUAUUAAAAAAAUGGUUGAGAAGAAAAUACCCGGAAUUUAUGUCUUAUCCUUAGAAAUUGGGAAGACCCUGAUGGAGGAUGUGGAGAACAGCUUCUUCUUGAAUGUCAAUUCCCAAGUAGCAACAGUGUGUGAGAUUCUUGCUAAGGAUCCUAAAUUGCAGCAAGGCUACAACGCAAUGGGAUUCUCCCAAGGAGGUCAAUUUCUGAGGGCAGUGGCUCAGAGAUGCCCAUCACCUCCCAUGAUCAAUCUGAUCUCGAUUGGGGGACAACAUCAAGGUGUUUAUGGACUCCCUCGGUGCCCAGGGGAGAGUUCUCACAUCUGUGACCUGAUCAGGAAGACGCUGAAUGCUGGGGCUUACAACAAAGCUAUUCAAGAACGCCUGGUGCAAGCAGAAUACUGGCACGACCCCAUCAAGGAGGACAUGUACCGCAACCACAGCAUCUUCUUGGCAGAUAUUAAUCAGGAGAGGGGAGUCAAUGAGUCCUACAAGAAGAACCUGAUGGCCUUGAAGAAGUUUGUGAUGGUCAAGUUUCUCAAUGAUUCCAUUGUGGACCCUGUGGAUUCUGAGUGGUUCGGGUUUUACAGGAGUGGCCAAGCCAAGGAAACCAUCCCCUUGCAGGAGACCAGUCUGUACACACAGGACCGCUUGGGGCUAAAGGAAAUGGACAAUGCAGGACAGCUUGUGUUCCUGGCUGUGGAAGGGGACCAUCUUCAACUGUCUCAAGAAUGGUUUUAUGCUCACAUCAUACCCUUCCUGGAGUGAAACCCUUGUAGUCUGCCCCAGAGCUCAGGGAGCCCCUAGAGCUUCUAUACACCAGUAGGAGAACGUUCCCCUCAUGCCUAAGCCUGAGCUCACAUCCAGCUUGCAACUAAUCCUUCCCUCUGGUUAUCACCUAACACGCCCUGCUCAGAAAGAUCUAAGAUUCGAAUCUUAUCCUUUGCCUCCUCCUAUCAGCAUAUGGUGUUGAAUGCAAGUUUAAUUAGUCAAUACCAUGCAUGGAGAUUAUUUUACAAUCCCUCAAUGUGGUCAGGCUGUCUUAGGCAAGUCUGCUGCUGAUCAGUGUCUGAACUAUGCCCAGUAGAGUCUGAAGCUAAAGCAAUUAGAGUUUAAGGGCAGACACCUUUUUCAGGAAAGCCUAGCCAUAUUUCAAGCCAAGAGGCAGCCAGUAUCCAGGCCUGAGGGGACCAUAAAUGCUUGCUCAAUUUUGCUGGUGGAGAGCCAACCAGUGCUUGUGAAAGUAUUGUUUAGAUAGUGUUUCUGUGUAAUUCCUUGAGGCUACCCUUUUUUCUCAGUAUGUUGUCUCCUAUGGUGCGUUAGCAUUGACAUCUUCUGCUGGGCCACCAUCUUGUCUCAGUAGCACUCUUGUCUUACCAGGUAGUGAUAAAUUAGUUGCUCUGUCACAAAAGGGAGGGGAAGUAGCACCCAACUGGAUUGCUUAAGGUGGUGGCGGAUGGGGGAUGGAGUACAUCUUGCUUGACUUGGGGGAAUGAAGACAAAUGUUCAAGUGGACAGAACACUGUAUGUCAACUACACGUCAGCUGAACAAUGUACAAGCAGAAACGAUAAGUGAGGACACAGCUGGUCCCUUCCACGCCAUCCUUAACUAACCUGUCCCUUUUUCCGUGUAGCCAGCAGUCUACAUUCUGGAAUCACUGUGCUGCUGGUGUUAGCAGACAAUGGAAAAAUGGAAAGAGAUCAGGCUUUCUAACUCCACAUCU
Mustela erminea (ermine) is the source of this 1912-nucleotide messenger RNA. It is a transcript of the gene PPT1, whose product is annotated as palmitoyl-protein thioesterase 1. The transcript has 9 exons. Gene Ontology annotation, molecular function: palmitoyl-(protein) hydrolase activity. Gene Ontology annotation, biological process: receptor-mediated endocytosis; nervous system development; protein depalmitoylation. Gene Ontology annotation, cellular component: lysosome. The coding region runs from base 36 to 956 and encodes 306 amino acids. The record is from RefSeq and is a predicted model, not a curated record. Lineage: Eukaryota; Metazoa; Chordata; Mammalia; Carnivora; Mustelidae.